CGCCGGCGGAAGUGGAUCCUGUUGGUGUCGAUGAUGGCGGUUCCCGAGCUCCUGAAGCUAACGACUGCGGGCUGAAAAACAAACAGGGAGUUCUGUUAUUAAUCCAGACCGUCGUCAGCGUGUUGUUGAAGCCUCACCGUGCACUCAGACUGUAGUUCUCACCUCGCUCCCGCCCUUCGUUCAGAGCGCUGUACAACGCUCCCCAUCGCCCACCGUUCCAGAGGGACCCAUUUCAUAUUUGGACCUGUGGCAGCAGUGACAGCUCUAGGACUUGCUCAAAUUGAGACUCAAACACAGAUCGCGCUGCAGCGACUCGCUGCAUUAGCGUCCAUCAUUGUCGGCCAUCCGUGCCGCAGCAGUGAGCUAGCAGCGGCGUUGCCUCCUCACCUGGCCCUCCUGAGUCUUGUAAACAGACAGCAGGUGUCCACUGCAGGACUAAACAUCACCAGUAAGAACUGUAUCAUCACCUGGCCGGCUCUGUCUGCUGCCAUGUAUCAGCAGCAUCCACAGCAGCAGGGGUCUCAGCCCUUUCCCAACCCACCCAUGCCUCCUCAUCAUCAGCCUCCUGCAAACCAGCAUCUAAACCGCUCCAACAUGCAGGCCAUGGGGUUUCAGUUUCCCCGUCCUACCCAACUCCCUGAGGAGCUGGAGUCUGCAUUGGCUAUUCGGGGUGCCAGGGACAUGGACCAUCGUCAACUGGACCACAUGAAUCCACCAAACCAAGGUUCCGGUUCGGGGCUUGGCCAACAUGGGGUUUAUGGUUCCAACCCACUGUCCCUUCCUGCUGAUAAUCAGCCUGGCCACCAGCAAGGAGUGGACUGGUCAAGCUACCAACCCCCAACUAAACUGUUUGCUAUUCCUCCACCUAAUGCUGGCCACCAGGGGGCACAACAGCCUCCCCAACCCCGACAGUCACUCGGUGGCAGAGGUGGGGGGGAUGGACAGAGUUUGUACACACCAGAGAGCGCCGGGAGCAUCUUGGCUAGCUUUGGACUUUCAAAUGAGGACUUGGAGGUACUGAGUCACUACCCUGAUGACCAGUUAACCCCGGACACUUUACCGUUCAUACUCCGUGACAUACAGAUCAACAAGUCAGGCAACCAGAAAAGCGUGGCUUCCACAUCCUCAUCUACAUUUCCACACAGCAUCCACAAGAUGCCAGCACCUCCUUCCUGCUCUUUAGGCUCUCCAGAAGUUCCCAGCCUCCUCACCGUCACACAGACAGCAGGUAAAGUUAUCGACUAUGGACACGCCAGCAGGGGAAAGGACGAGAGCACCACCAGAGAGACUUUCAAACGGGAGCCACUGUCUAGUGAAAGGACAGUUAAAAUGUAUCUGUUACCACCAUCAGCUGCUCCCAAAGCAGAUCAAACGGAAAGACGGCAAGUUCGUUUGGAACACAAGGAACCAAGCAAGCAUGAAGACCGGGACUAUCGAAGGACGGGGAGCGAAAAGCGCAAGAGCAGUCUGUCUCCUGGCAGGGAAUUUCCACGUUUGCCUAAAACUCAGAAUCUGGACAAAGACUAUCGGCAUGCGGGGUCCAAACCAAGACACUCAUCUGAAACCAGGAGCGAGGCGUCUUCAAGACGGUCUCUGUCCUCUUCAUCUGGCUCAAGACCACUCAGCAGCAGUAAGAAGUUACCUACUCCAGCCAUGAUAAGUGAUUUUGCCGCUGCGUCUCCAAAGGCGUAUCCCCAUACCUGCUCCCUGUGCCACAUUCAGUGUGAUCAGGAAAAGGACUGGGUUGACCAUAUUAACACAGUCGACCACACAGCGGCCUGCAGGGAUCUACGCAACAAGUACCCUGACUGGAAGCCACAUCUACCGAGUCGAAGUGGCCGAUAUGGCAGCAGAGCUCUUUGGGAUCCCAAGGAUGGCUCUCCAUUUCAGUCCACAUCUCAGCCCCUGUCCCGUUCUCCAAGUCCUCGGCAUCGGAUGGACACCCACCGUCACAGGAGGGCCUACUCCCCCCACGGUCACCAGAGGCUUUUUCACUACUCCGAACGCAGUCAUCGGUUCGUCCACCACCACUCCAGCUCACACAGUCCCCCCUAUUCCCACCGAGCAUCCUCAUCCAACAGAGAGAACUGGUCUGAGAGGGGAACCAGGGAGUCCUCAGGGAGUUUUCCUCGCGGUGGUCUGAAGCGCCCACAUGAUGGUUUAUCUAAGAGCUCUGCUGAUAGCGGCCAUGCUUCAUCUUCCUUUGCAGCAGGUCUCAGCUCCAAACACCCUCCUUCUAAAAGUGUGAAGGGCGCGACGAAGCCAACAGUCAGAACUACCAAGACGUCUGUUAAACCUCCACCAGCCAAGAAGAAGAAGAAAGUGGUGACCCCAGCCUCCCAGAGCUCCGGUGUUGCAGAUCGCCUGGUUUAUCUGACAGGCAUCCCAAUGGAUGCCACAGAACAGGAAGUUACUGACUUGGUCGGGUCCUUUGGAAAGAUUAAUAACGUGAUCCUGAUGCCGUGCUCUGAGGAAGAGAGUGAGAAGCACCAAGGGCAGAGGGCGUCUGUUUGCAUGGUGAAGGCCGAGGACGCCCAGGCACUGGCUUCCUCUGCCAGCCUCUGUAUCAGAGAGAAGGAAAUCACAGCUUCAGUAGCCAAGAAGCCUAAAGAUGGAGCAUCUUCCGAUGCCAACAGCAAACCGGCUCCAGACCAGGACAAAGGUGUAGCUGGGAAAGGCUCCGAAGGUGAGGCUGACAACAAGGCUGAAGAUCAGAAGUGUAAGGUGCUGAUCACAGGACUUCCUGAGUCUGGUUGGUCAGAGAGUGAUGUCGCACAGCUUGUCCAGUCCUUCGAGACGCCGUCUGACAUCAUCCUGGCAGCACGCAUCGGAAAGGCUCUUGUGUCACUGCCUGACCUGGAAGUCGCUGAGGAGAUGGUGAAGGUCCACAGCUUCAAACCUGCAAAGAUUAAUGACAGCGAAGUAAAAAUGACUCUGGUCAAACAGCCCAUCAGCCUGAGCACGCCGGUGGCUCUUUAUAACAUCCUCAUGAGUUCAGCAGAUCCAUUAGAGAGUUCAGGUCUGGUUGGAUGGAGCAGCCUGUUGGUCAUUAGGAACGUUCCAGACACACCAGCAGGCUCCUCCGAGGUCCUGAAACUAGUGCGACGCUUUGGUACGGUCAUCAAGACUCUGGUGCUCAGUAACAUGGUCAUUUGUGAGAUGGCGACCGCAGCAAUGGCCUUGUCUGUCUACAAACGUUUCCAGAUGUUUCCGUGCAUCAUCCAGAAUAACCCUCUGUUUUUCUCCCGCAAGCCCGACCCCAAAGCCAGCACACAGGGUAAAGUCAUCGCUGCGUAUCGGGACGUAUCCCAGGAUAAACCAGCGAAUGGGGAUGACAGCCAGUCAGCAGCAGCUGCAGAAGAGGUGAUGGCACAUGGAGAGAAAUCAGAACCCCCGCUGGAGGCGGUGGAAAAAGACUGCGAUGAAAAGAUGGAGAAGAUGGCUGAAGACGAUAUUAAGGAAGAGCGUAUGGUUUCUGAGUCUCCAGCUGCACUAGAUGCUGAUUCAGUGACGGAGAUAAAGGAAACAUCAGAUGCUGAAGAGAAGAAAGAUGCUGGUUUUUCUGAGGAGGGAAAGGACUCCAUGUCUGCUGGAGAAAAGACACAAAGACCUCCUGCUGAUGGCAGCUCACUCCCCCAGGAGGCGGCAAUGCCUGAACUCCCCAAGAUGACCCAGGCGAUGGUGAAUGCACUGCUCGUAGAGUGCAGAACAAGAACCGCCAGUCAUCCCAAGAAAACUGCAGCACCAGCGGCUGGAAAAACAGAGGAAGCACAAGCAAAGACAGAGGCAGAAACAGCAGAGGAGUCAGCCACACUGGAGGAGGAGAGGCAGGACAGGGACAGAAAAGACAGGGACUUCAGAAAGGAGAAGGAGGUGAAGGAGAGAGAAAGAAGGGAGAAGGAGAGAAGAGCCUGGGAGAAGGCGAGGGCCCGGAGGGAGAAGGAGCGAGCUGAGAAAGCCAGCAAGGAGAGGGAGAGGAGGGAGGAGGAGAGGAGAUGGAGGGAGAGGAAGAGAGGCUACGGUGAAGAUCUAGGAUCUGGGUCCAGGUCCUCCUGCAGGUCUGAGGGGUACAGGCAGAGCUCCUGGAGGGAUGGACAGUACGGUGGGGAGGCUGAAUCCAGAAAGGUUGAGGAAGAGGAGUCGGAUGACUUCCCCUUCAACAUGAGUGACUUUGUUACAGUAGAUGAAGUCGGCGAUGUGGCAGACCUUCCUUCUCCCACUGUUGCCACGGAAACGUCACAGGAAGAGCAUCCCACACCUGGACAGCAGGACGCUCCAGAGGACACGCCCAUGGAGGUCGCCGUGACCCAGGAGUACUCUGAUGAGCCCACAUCAAAGUCUGAAGAUGUGAGCGAGCCGAUAGCUGAGGUUUCACUUGGUUUCACAGCUGGUCUGGACCUGGUCCCUUCUACACCUGUUCCUCUGUGUCAGCCAGAGGACCCCCAGGAUGAGGUCAAACCUGAGCCAGACAAGAAGCCGAAAGCUUCUCUGGAAUCCACCGCAGAUGUAGAACCUGUCCCAGUUCCAGCCGACUCUUCCUCAAACAGCCCAACAACAGGUGUGAUGGCUGAAGAUGACAAGGACAGCAGCCCUCUUCUUCACGGUCAGCGUAACAGUGAGGAGGUGGACGUGUCCACCAAACAGGAGGAAGAGGACAAAGCCGAAGCAGAAAAGCUGGAGAAGGCUGAGGAGUACAGCGAAGAGAAGAGCACAAAGACAGAGUUAAAGAUGGACGUUAGCAUGGACACACAGCAGCCCCUCCCUCCGUAUGAUUCCAGCAAACCUGUUGGUUUGGAGUAUUUGGUCCCAAAAACAGGGUUUUUCUGUAGGGUGUGCAGUCGCUUUUUCAGUGGAGCCAAGGUGGCAGAGAUCAGCCACUGCAAGACCCUCAAGCAUUAUGAGAACCUAAAGAAAUUUCUGCAGACGAAAGCAGAAUAGAUCCUGGCCGUCAAACCGGACUACAACAGAACACGUCUAAAACUGGAUUAUUAGCUCCGUCUCCAACGCUGGGUUCAGCAUUUACAUGUUGGUCUUUCCUUUUACAUUAUGUCUCCGUAGUUAUUUAGUAAUCAUUUUCUUUCUGUUCAUGAUGAGCUGGAAGCUGUACAGUGGAGGUCUUCCUGAUCAAUAAAAUGUUUUUACUGAA
Molecule: messenger RNA, 5146 nt
Organism: Melanotaenia boesemani (Boeseman's rainbowfish)
Lineage: Eukaryota; Metazoa; Chordata; Actinopteri; Atheriniformes; Melanotaeniidae
Exons: 25
Coding region: 490-4938 (1482 amino acids)
Cellular component (GO): commitment complex; U2AF complex; nuclear speck
Molecular function (GO): zinc ion binding; poly-pyrimidine tract binding; pre-mRNA 3'-splice site binding
Source: RefSeq, a predicted model, not a curated record